Paramuricea clavata is the source of this 1137-nucleotide messenger RNA. The record is from the annotation of a GenBank genome assembly. Lineage: Eukaryota; Metazoa; Cnidaria; Anthozoa; Malacalcyonacea; Plexauridae.
AUGUUGACCUGUGACGGAGUCAUGACAGUUUAUGUGGACGGCGUUAAACAAAACAACAAAACAUCAGGCUACGAAACUGCCCAAAACUACACCAUUCCUACAGGCUCGACUGUCCUCGCUAUCCACUGUCAUAAACCUGGCGAAUCACCAAAAAUAUUAGGCACCAUCCACGUUUCCGUUGUAACCGGCAGCAAAGGCUGGUUAUGUACCGACCAGUAUUAUCCCGCGUGGAACUCCGCGCAAUUCGCGGACACUUCGUGGGCUCCCGCAGUGGCUUACUGGAGAAAUGAGUUGGAAAUCCCGUAUGGAAAAGUAGAGAAUAUUUCGAGCUCCGCCAAGUGGAUUGGAACCGUGAACGGCACAGAUUUGUAUUGUAGAUUUUCCUUAUGUCCUCAAAGAGGUAAUGUUUUAUUUAAGGAAGUUUUGCUCGUAAUUUGUAGAGCAGUGAAUUUCAUUAUUUCAUCUAAAGAAUACUUCCAAAGUUUCAAAGUUACCAAAAUCCAGUAUAAUCAUGAGCCCGCUCAUGUAUUUAACAAUUAUUCGCCGAAGGCGAGGUGAUUAUCGGGGAAUAUUCGCCGAGACGAAGUCGAGGUGAAUAUUCCCCGAUAAUCACAGAGCCUGAGGCGAAUAAUUGUUUUAGUAUUUUUGUGUUUUUGGGACUGAAUUUAUUUUAAUUUCGCUUAUUUCUUUAUCAGUAUAACGUCCACAAAAUGGCUAGCCGCCAUUUUGAAAAUUUCGGUUUUGUUAUAUUCACCUGUAGGUGAAUAUAACAGCUUAAUACGUCAAAUUUGACCAAUCAACUUGUAGGAUUUGUUCUGUUCACUUGUGCAAAAAUACUAAAUACCAACAUUCUCAAAUUUUGUCUGUAAACAAUCAUAAUUCAUUUCUUCAUUUCUAGCAUGUCUCACCAUUCGCACGACUCGCAUCGACAAUCACAAGCUAGUUGGUUUUCGUCUUCAUUCACUUCACGUCCAUCACGUCGCAGAAUGUGCCAUGAAGUGUCACGCUGUACACGAUCGCUGUCAAUCAUUCAACUACUACUCUACAUCACGGAUUUGUGAACUUAAUCAUUCAAUUGACUUGCUGAAACAUCUUAUAUCAGCUCCUGGCGUGACGUUUUACUACAGAAGCAACUGA